This is a messenger RNA of Tricharina praecox, 1483 nucleotides long. RefSeq names its product U3 small nucleolar RNA-associated protein 6-domain-containing protein. The transcript is spliced from 2 exons. Gene Ontology annotation, biological process: maturation of SSU-rRNA from tricistronic rRNA transcript (SSU-rRNA, 5.8S rRNA, LSU-rRNA). NCBI's taxonomy places the organism in Eukaryota, Fungi, Ascomycota, Pezizomycetes, Pezizales, Pyronemataceae. Gene Ontology annotation, cellular component: small-subunit processome; Pwp2p-containing subcomplex of 90S preribosome. The coding region runs from base 113 to 1462 and encodes 449 amino acids. Gene Ontology annotation, molecular function: snoRNA binding; protein binding. The record is from RefSeq and is a predicted model, not a curated record.
CUCCAACAAAAAUUCAACCGCAGUGGUGAGAACCUGCCCCACAACUCUCGUCGAACUCGUCGAACCCGUCGAACUCAGCGAACCACGGCAACCUCCCUCCAUAUCAAUCGCCAUGGCCGCCGCUGACAAAGCCCGCUUCUACCUGGAGCAGUCGAUCCCAGAGCUGCACGAGUACGAGAAGAAAAAAGUUUUCAACAAGGAUGAAAUCGCCGCGAUAACACGCAAGCGCUCGGACUUCGAGCACCGGAUCGCGGCGUCCGGCUGCAGCGCGCAAGUGUUUACACGGUACGCAUCAUACGAGAUGAACCUGUCCUCUUUAUUCCGGCUGCGGUGCUCGCGGCUGCAGAUCCGCGCGCGGAUGCACUACGGGACGCGGCGGAUAUUUUUCAUUCUCGAUCGGGCAACACGGAAGUUUCCGGGAGAUGUGGGCUUGUGGCUGCAGUAUAUCGAUUAUGCGAAGAGGGAGAAGGCGAAUACCGUGCUCGCGAAGGCACUAGCAAACGUGCUGAAGCUUCAUCCCGCGAAACCGAUGUUGUGGAUUCUGGCCGCGAGGCAGGCGGUCGAGGGUGAGGGGGAUGUCGCGGCUGCGAGAAGUCAUAUGCAGAGGGGUCUGAGGUUUAAUGCUAAAAGUAGAGAACUGUGGAGGGAGUAUGCCAAGCUCGAGAUGGUGUUUGUGGCGAAGGUGUUCCUGCGCCGGAAGGUGCUCGGGAUCGAUCAGCCGAAGGAGGCGGAGGCGCAGGCGGACAAGGACGCGGACGGCGACGAGAAUAUGUGGAAGCUGCCGGAGAUCACGGGCGAGGACUUUGAAGGCGUCAAGAAGGACAAGUCGCUGGACACGAUCGCGCUCGAGAAUGCCGAGACCAACCCCGCGCUUAACGGCGCGCUGGCGAUCGCGAUCUUUGACCAGGCCAUGAAGGAGAUUCCCGGCGAUCUGGCGUUCGCGGCCGAGUUCUACGAUCUGUUUGCGCAGUUCGACCGGCUCAGCUGCUGUGCGAGGCUGCUCGAGCACGUCGUUAAGCAUAUGCUCGAUACUGCGCCCAAGAGUGCCAGGUCGCUGUGGCUGGGUGUACAACUGCCGCUGUUUGGUGUCGACACGGCCGACCCGUUGUUCCCCGGACGGUUGUCGACGGCUCUCUCCGGCAUGGCGGCGGCGGUUGGCGAGACCGAUCAGAAGAGCGAGCUAUACCUCUCCUUUGUUAGGUACUUCACAGGGCUCCUGGAGGCCUCGCCCGAGCUGGAUGCCGGCAUCAGGAAGGUCAUCUCGGCCAGCUUGAUCAAGUACUUCAAGCAGGCAGAGAAGGAGGGCGAGACCACGCCUGAGCUCUACGCACUGUGGGUCCAGUUCACGGACCGAAGGGAAAAGAAGGAGGAAGCGGCACGAAUAGCACAGAGAGGGCGUGAGAGAUAUCCCGGAGAUCUAGUGUUGUUGCAAUUGGAGGGGAGCGAGUCGAAAAGUUCUUGAUUUCACACUAUUGGCAUAAUG